Molecule: messenger RNA, 207 nt
Organism: Arctia plantaginis
Lineage: Eukaryota; Metazoa; Arthropoda; Insecta; Lepidoptera; Erebidae
Source: the annotation of a GenBank genome assembly
AUGAGUCAUCAAGGUAUUUAUGAAUUUUUUAGUGGGCUCAGGACCACAGGAGGAGGCGGUGCGGUGUGUAGUCGGCGGCAACGUCGGCCGCGCGACAUUGGCACAGUUGCGCGCGACCUCACCACGCCGCGCAAGUCGCGAGCGAGGUCGCGAAUAAACGCCCCAAAACAACCAACUAACACUGCACUUGAAUUCCGGCACGCCUGA